GGGUCGUCGUCGAAGUCUCCUUGACUCCGUACCACUACCAUGUACACCCUCCCGUCGUCGUUGGUCCCUGCUGCACCCCACUGCCCAUCGACGUGUCGUGCAUAGCCAGCCACACCGCUAUUACCGCGUACCCGCCGUCCGGUGUUGCGGUGUUGCACGGUGUCGACCCGCGGCGGUGUUGCCAAAAGAGGCAACCCGGCGAGCGCCCAAACGUGGCGCUCGCGAGGUUGCCUCACCUCCUCCCUCUGAGGUCUCACUUCGCUUUACGUGCCACAACAUUCAGCACAGACGGGGCUCGAGCUCGGGCCCUCUCGACCACCACCACGAGCGCCCAGCGUGCAAACGUGCCCGACGGAUGGACCGUAGGCACGCGAGCGACGGACAGGCGAGGACGAGCGCCCCAGGGCCAGGGCAAGACCCAUGCGCGAGCACGGUGGACACAGGGACGGCGAGCACGCGCGGGAAAGGCGGGCGCGGGAUCAGCGACAAGGGCGGAUCGCGGGCGCGGAUGGGAGCCGUGCGGACGGCGAGCGGAUCGCGGACAUCGAGGACGCGGUGACGUGCAGCGCGACGCACACGACGACGGCAAGCACGCAGGGCCAAUGCCCUGUGUGCAGGCACGGCCGACGGACGCACGGCGGGCAGACAAGCGGGUGGGCGGGCAGGCAGCAACACACCGACCGCGAGCGCGCUGGGCGGGUGCGUGAGCGAGCGAGCGGGUGGAGGGUACAGGACGUAGCCGACGAACGGGCGGCGGGCGUAUCAGUGGACAAGCGGAGGACGAGUGGGCAGGCGGGCGAACAGGUGGGCGAGCGGGCGGGCGAGCGGGCACAAGAACGGGCGGGCGAGUGA
Messenger RNA from Fomitopsis serialis, 852 nucleotides. RefSeq lists its product as uncharacterized. The record is from RefSeq and is a predicted model, not a curated record. The transcript is spliced from 3 exons. Lineage: Eukaryota; Fungi; Basidiomycota; Agaricomycetes; Polyporales; Fomitopsidaceae. The coding region runs from base 421 to 852 and encodes 143 amino acids.